This is a messenger RNA of Aspergillus luchuensis, 1464 nucleotides long. RefSeq lists its product as uncharacterized. Lineage: Eukaryota; Fungi; Ascomycota; Eurotiomycetes; Eurotiales; Aspergillaceae. Bases 1 to 1464 code for a protein of 487 amino acids. Gene Ontology annotation, molecular function: oxidoreductase activity. The record is from RefSeq and is a predicted model, not a curated record. The transcript is spliced from 5 exons.
AUGGCUGGCCCUAAGCGGAUAUCUGCGGCUGAAGUUGCCCAACAUUGCAGUCCUAGUGAUUGCUGGGUCGUGAUCAAUGGUCAAAUAUGGGAUGUAACUGAAUUUGCACCAAAUCACCCAGGUGGUUGUGGCGCCAUUCUCCGCUACGCAGGCCAGGAUGCAUCCCACGCCUACAACGAAGUGCACACUUUCGACCUUCUAUCCAAAACCCUCACUACAGACAAACUGAUCGCCCACCUCGAUCAGUCUUCCCCCCACACGAAAUCCCACAACAACUCUGUUCGAGAGGCAGCUCCUCCUCCACCCAACAAACCACCACUAGGAACCAUACUGAGUGCGCAUGAUUUUGAGCGCGUUGCGCAGAACACCUUUUCGAAAAAAGCAUGGUCAUUCUACUCGUCCGCCGCCACAGACCUGGUAUCUGUUAAUGCGAACCGAUCGCUCUAUAACCGCAUUUGGUUCAGGCCCCGACUGCUACGCAAUGUGCGGGACAUAAGCACAAAAUGCACAAUCCAGGGUGUUGAAUGCUCUUUGCCUGUGAUUGUCGCGCCCGUGGCUUUGGCAAGACUGGCGAAUCCUAUCGGCGAGAAGGGAUUAGCUAGGGCUGCUGGCAGUAAAGGGAUCUUUCAUUGUAUACCCAUCACAGCCUCCAUCGCAAUCGAAGACAUAACAUCAGACAUCCCAUCCCCCUCUACCACAUUUUUCUUCCAGUUAUACGUCGCCAAAGACCGAACAGCCUCCGAGUCCCUUCUACGCAGGGUAUGGAAGCUGGGUAUCCGCACCCUAUUCGUGACGAUCGAUGCACCCGUAGCGGGCAAACGGGAAGCAGACGAGAAAGUAAAAGCAGAAGAGAUGAUAUCCAUGCCGAUGACAGGUACUCGAUCGAAGAAUGACGGAGCAGGAAGCGGCCUCACCCGCACCACGGGGUCGUUCAUUGACAGCUCAUUUUGCUGGGAGGAUCUCAGCUGGGUGAAGAAACAUUGGCCCGGAAAGAUCGUUAUCAAGGGGAUACAGUCUGUGGAGAAUGCGCAGAUGGCGGUGGAAGUCGGUGUCAGUGGGAUUGUUUUGAGCAACCACGGCGGCCGCAACCUCGACACUUCCCCGCCCGGACUACUAACCUUACUCGAGUUGCGACGCCAUCUAGCUUCUAUUUUUAGUCAAGUAGAAGUCUACAUCGACGGAGGAAUCCGUCGUGGCACCGAUAUACUCAAGGCAGUUUGUCUGGGAGCGAAGGCAGUGCUAAUCGGCAGGCCGUUUCUUUAUUCUCUUGCAUAUGGGGAGGAUGGGCCUAAGCAUCUUGUUGAUAUUUUGCAAGCUGAGCUGGAGACUGCCAUGAAAUUAGUUGGCAUUACGGAUCUUUCGCAGGCGAAUCCGGCCUUGGUUAAUACACAGGAUCUUGAUCAUUUGGUCAUGCGAGAUGUGGGGAUUAGUGAUGCGCUUGAGGUGUCUCGCGCAAAGAUGUAG